Molecule: messenger RNA, 408 nt
Organism: Lodderomyces beijingensis
Lineage: Eukaryota; Fungi; Ascomycota; Pichiomycetes; Serinales; Debaryomycetaceae
Source: the annotation of a GenBank genome assembly
AUGUUCAGACGUAGUAUCCCCCAAUUCACAUUCCGCAGAUUUGCAUCCCACUAUGCUCCUUCCAAAUUCUUAAAGGACAAGAUGCCAAACAAGGCCAACCCAGAAGCAGGCAAAAAAUUCAUGCAAGAGUACGAAACCAAGGUCCACCAUUCCGAAGGUAUAACCAACUUGUGGAAGAAGUUGACCUAUUUAGUCGCUAUCCCAGCUAUCUUGUUAACUGCUAUUCCCGUCGCCAAGGUUGAGUUUUCUCAUGCUGAGCACAGAAAACACCAGGCUCAUUUGAGCGAUGAUGAGUGGCCUCAACAGUAUGAGUAUCAAAACAUCAGAUCUAAGCCUUUCUUCUGGGGCGAUGGUGACAAGACUUUGUUCUGGAACUCUGAUGUCAACAGACACGUAGAAAAGAGUUAA